AUGGCCUACUGUGAGGGAGGUGACCUGGCCACUCAGAUCAGCCUGGCGCGCGAUGCUCAGCGGCGUAUCGCAGAGCCGCAGAUCCUGAGAUGGAUGACCCAGGCGCUGCUCGCGCUGAAGUACAUCCACGACAAACACGUGCUUCAUCGAGAUCUCAAAUCUGGAAACUUCUUCUUGUCCAAAGCUGGCAAUUUGAAGAUGGGGGACUUUGGCAUCGCCAAAGUUCUCAGCUCAACACAGGCCAUCGCAAGAACUGCAAUCGGUACUCCGUACUACCUGAGCCCAGAGGUCUGUCAGGAGAAGCCGUAUGCUUGGCCUGCUGACAUUUGGGCUAUGGGGGUUAUCCUCUACGAACUAUGUGCGUUGAAACUUCCUUUUGACGGAGGAUCCAACAUGGUGGUCCUUGUGCAGAGCAUAAUUCGGGGAACGGCUCCGCCACUGCCAGAGGAAUACUCCACGUUCAUUCGUGGACUGUGCACUGAGAUGCUGAACAAAGUCCCUGCCAAACGCCCAACGGCUGGGGCGAUCCUGAGCCGAGGGCCUUUGCAAAGCAUUGUUCAGAGUUUCUUCGAGGAAGCCCGUGCCAAGGCCAGGGAAACGCAGGAGGCGUUGCCCGCGGUGCAGGUUGUGAAAGAGCCGAAGUUGCCCUCAAGCAAAGCGCCGGUUUCUGCAGCCUGCUCAACACAGCUGCUGGAUCAAAUGCUCCAGGAAUCCGACAGUACGGAGGCCUCACAUCAGGAAGCGCCUGCUAUAGGCAUCGCUGGCGGCGACAUGUCUCUGGAGGAUCAGUGCAGUGAGCUCCUUGCAGAGUUGGGUUUGGAUGGCGAUGAUCCACAGGAUACUGCAGGAUCACUCACCCAAGCCGAGCUGGAUCUGCUUUGCAGCAUGCACCCUGUCAGGAUAGGUAGCUGCGGUAGCUCUGUCUUUGCUCUGAAGAUCAUCAGCCAUCUGAGAAUUCGCCGCGUGCGAAUGUGCAACUUUCCACGUAUUGGUUUGCAUUUCGCGUUUCAGAGGCACUCAGAGAGCCUCGUCCAAAAUCAAGCCCCUUUGGAGAUGCAGUGCAGCCUGCUUUCUGACACGGUGGAAGAUCUCUGUGUGAGCUCUGGAGUGUUCUGCGUGCGCCACGAAUCUCAGGGCAAAGAAGAAAAGACAGAAUCUUGCAAUGUGGAGGAGGUCCAGCAGCCGAAAUGGCGCAGGCGUCUCCUAGCGGCAGGCCUUGUAGGCAUGGUGUAA
Messenger RNA from Cladocopium goreaui, 1233 nucleotides. The record is from the annotation of a GenBank genome assembly. NCBI's taxonomy places the organism in Eukaryota, Dinophyceae, Suessiales, Symbiodiniaceae.